AUGCUGAUCUGUUGGGAGAGCAGCUCACUGAUGAACAUCGUCAAAGUGUGUGAGGAGACCAUUGAAUACUUCAAUACAAUAUUACUGGAUCCUGGAACAACAAUACAAGUGAGACGAAGUGUUCAAGCGCACAUCAACCAACUCAACUGGUUUGCCGGUCAGUUCUCCAGACUCGGUAACCAAAUUGUUGGUGGAGAUCUCAACCAAGGAGACUUGGAGAAUGCUUUUGCUGGUAACAUCCAGACUGGAUGUGUCAUCAACCAACGUCACAAAGAUCCAGCAUCAUUUCUCCAGGCCUCACGGGACAUCAUCAUCAACAAGGUACAGAGUGUCUUGAGAGAUCUGGCAGGGUUGAAAGUGAAUGUUGAAGUCUUUUGCACAUUCCGGAAACAAGAAGAUGUAGAAGAGCGAAAGUCUUUCAUCACCAAAAGCCGUGAGAUUCUCCCUGCCACAUCUCUUCAGGAUUUGUUUAGUCAACAUGUCUACGAUAAAUUACUUCAAAGAAUUGAAGAUUUUGAGCAUGAGGGUUCCGGAUGGAGUCUACUUGGACCGAACAGCUUGAUGGUGACUAUGUCAAGAUUCGCACCAACCCAAGUUGGAAACUCCACCUUCGUCGUAUUACCGAGGGAUAUUAUCAAGAAGAAUGCGGUUACGAACAUCCAGAACAAUGAUGAGUUCUGCUUCCUGUGGUGUGUCAACGCUGCCUUGCAUCCACCAGUAUUGGUUCCGGGUGAUCCUACAAGUUAUCGUCACUUCAGCAUCAGAUUAAAUUAUGAAGGUAUUCAAUUUCCAAUCAAACUUAAUGAUGUACCAAAAUUUGAAAAAAUGAAUGACCUUAGCAUUAACGUAUAUGGUAUAGAUUCUGAAUUCACGGGACACCGAGUAGAUUGUUUUAAAACUAACAAAGUUCGUAUGGAAUUUCCUAGUGAAAAAAAUAAGAUUUUAAAAUUCAAAGAUUUUAAGUCCAAAGAUACUGUACCGUUUGUAGUUUACGCGGAUCUAGAAUGCAUACUCGAACCCCCGGGAGAUGAUGAAAAACCAACUCAUAAACAUGUUCCACACAGUAUUGCUUAUUAUCUAUGA
Messenger RNA from Cotesia congregata, 1083 nucleotides. The record is from the annotation of a GenBank genome assembly. Lineage: Eukaryota; Metazoa; Arthropoda; Insecta; Hymenoptera; Braconidae.